UUUUACACUUGUAGCCAUUUGUCGCUACAAUGUGGGGCCACACAUCCCAUGUGUUUUGCAAGUUUUGUAUUCUUUGGCUGUUCAAACACAUUGAGUCCAGCAAUAUGUUGAGAAAUGUCGGGAAUUGGCCGCGCGAUGUUGCUGCAGAUUUCCCAGUUGUGGCCAUGCGAUGCCGAGUGAUGGCACUGGCAUCAACAUGACCUAAGACAUCUGUGACGAGGCAAAUUAGGCAAACGGCACAGUCUCGCAUCCAUUCCCCGUUUCAGCCAGCUCCAGGCGCCGUUGAAGGACCUACAAAAAAGUACCAUAUUGUAUCCCAAAUAUCUGUCUUCGCUAAAACUCAUGCUGCGUCGCAGAAGUUGCGUGGUUGUGCUCUUUGAACCAUCAACUAGGAAAACAAAUGCUGUGCGAGUUCAGGGUUUUCAGAAAACUCUGAAGCCCUUGGGUGUAAAAACCAGCCGGAAGGAUGUCUUUGAUCCUUCACAAUUGAUCAUGUUGACAAACUGCCUAGUCUGCCACGCGUGGAAAUCAUAGCAGCUGUGUAUUUGGGAAGUUUAACGCCAACUCAGGUGCCCAUUGAGAUAUUGCAACAUGGCGGGACAGCGGUUGGACUCAAGGUGGACUCAAGUUGGACAAGUUGGAUGGGGACUUGGAGGAACACGUCUUUGGCAAUUUUGAUACUUUUAUUGCAGUUUUGAAGAUCCGAAAGCGGAACAUCCAAUCUCUGAAAUUGAACUUCGGCGUUAAAAGAACUCAUAGACUCAUAGACUCAACAAUUGACUGCAGUGGCUGGUCCGUGGUGGAAUUGCUGUACAAAGGCGCACAUGCUGAUGCCUUGCCAAAUUUGUCAGAACCAUGCUGAAUUGAUUGAAGCCAACAAAUUGAUUGAAUUGAGCCAACGAUAGACAUUUGGAGCUGUGAGACGAGCUGUGAGAUUACCAAAGCCGAGAUUAGCAUCGAGUCGGUGACAGAACCCGGAAGAACCCAACGGCCGUGGCCAACGUGCUAUCACACACAGACAUGAACGUGCCCAGAAUACUUUGAAUACUUUGAAUUGAUCUGGAUAUGUCUGAUCUGUUUUUCUUGUGAUUGAUGUGAUUGAUCUGGAUCCAGCCACCAUCGUACUGUGGCAACUGUGGCAACUUGUUCUUGUGCUUGAUCAAUAUGUUGACUUUUUUUGCUUUGCCAUGCUUUGCCAAUUGGCUUUCCUUAUGUCCCGUUUGGUGCAUUCCGCAUGGAACCGUCGUUGGAAAAAGAGACUUUGUUGGAUUGGCCUGGUGAGAUCACCGGCCUAACAGCAUUGUGACCCCUCUCAAAGAGGAGUCAAAACCCCAAGUUUCGUAAGAUCCAACCGAUCUGUGAACUGGAGUCCAAAAUCAAAAAAGGUCUCUAUAGCAACGAAAAAAAUCUGGAUCAUAGGGUAUCAAAAUCUGCACACAUGGACGCAUGCAAUGCCUGCAUCCGGAUGGUAACCGAAACAUGUGCCGACGUUUUUUCAGAAUUGCACUUCCAGUGCUUUUAAUUAAGAGACCUGGUGAAACAUCAAACCAGGAGUUCUUGCAUAGUUUUCUGAUGCAGCUGCCAGUCUACUUCAUCUUAAUUGCAGCUAGAACCCUCGUACCGGAAAUGUGGCAACUUGGCUUGUGCUUUAUCAAUUUAUGAAUAUGUUGACUUUUUUGAUUUGCAAAUUGGAUUUCCUUAUUUCUCGCUUGGUGCAUUCUGCAUGGAUCUGUCACAGUUGGAAAAAGAGACUUUCUCGGAUUUAAGGUAUCAAUGCUGCACACAUGGACGCAUGCAAUGCCUGCAUCCGGAUUGUAACCGAAACAUGUGCCGAUCUUUUUUCAGAAUUGCACUUCGAGUUCUUUUAAUUAAGAGACCUGGUGAAACAUGGAACCAGGAGUUCUGGUAUGGUUUCCUGAUGCAGCUGCAAAUGCGACAUGAUUGAUCUUAUUGCAGCUAGAACCCCUUUACGAGACAUGUGGCAACUUGGCUUGUGCUUUAUCAAUUUAUGAAUAUGUUGACUUUUUUGGAUUUGCAAAUUGGAUUUCCUUAUUUCUCGCUUGGUGCAUUCUGCAUGGAUCUGUCACAGUUGGAAAAAGAGACUUUGUCGGAUUUAGGGUUUCAAUGCUGCACACAUGGACGCAUGCAAUGCCUGCAUCCGGAUUGUAACCGAAACAUGUGCCGAUCUUUUUUCAGAAUUGCACUUCGAGUUCUUUUAAUUAAGAGACCUGGUGAAACAUGGAACCAGGAGUUCUGGUAUGGUUUCCUGAUGCAGCUGCAAAUGCGACAUGAUUUAUCUUGUUGCAGCUAGAACCCCUUUACGAGACAUGUGGCAACUUGGCUUGUGCUUUAUCAAUUUAUGAAUAUGUUGACUUUUUUUGAUUUGCAAAUUGGAUUUCCUUAUUUCUCGCUUGGUGCAUUCUGCAUGGAUCUGUCACAGUUGGAAAAAGAGACUUUCUCGGAUUUAAGGUAUCAAAACCUGCACACAUGGACGAAUGCAAUGCCUGCAUCCGGAUUGUAACCGAAACAUGUGCCGAUCUUUUUUCAGAAUUGCACUUCGAGUUCUUUUAAUUAAGAGACCUGGUGAAACAUGGAACUUGGAGUUCUGGUAUGGUUUCCUGAUGCAGCUGCAAAGGCGACAUGAUUGAUCUUAUUGCAGCUAGAACCCCUUUACGAGACAUGUGGCAACUUGGCUUGUGCUUUAUCAAUUUAUGAAUAUGUUGACUUUUUUUGAUUUGCAAAUUGGAUUUCCUUAUUUCUCGCUUGGUGCAUUCUGCAUGGAUCUGUCACAGUUGGAAAAAUAGACUUUGUCGGAUUUAGGGUAUCAAUGCUGCACACAUGGACGCAUGCAAUGCCUGCAUCCGGAUUGUAACCGAAACAUGUGCCGAUCUUUUUUCAGAAUUGCACUUCGAGUUCUUUUAAUUAAGAGACCUGGUGAAACAUGGAACCAGGAGUUCUGGUAUGGUUUCCUGAUGCAGCUGCAAAUGCGACAUGAUUGAUCUUAUUGCAGCUAGAACCC
Cladocopium goreaui is the source of this 3019-nucleotide messenger RNA. Lineage: Eukaryota; Dinophyceae; Suessiales; Symbiodiniaceae. The record is from the annotation of a GenBank genome assembly.